AUGCUGUGGACUCCUUUGCCCGGCCGUCCCCGCUGCCCCAGCUGCGGGGGCUGCUGGGGGGGUUUGGGAAUUAGCUGCGACGGGCAAGUGGUUAAGUUGCUGCCAGCUUUGCUGCUGCAGCAGCAGCAGCAGCAGCAGGCAGCGGCGAGCGCGCGGGACCCCCAGCUGCAGCAGCUCAAGGCGAAGGGCGCCGUCCUGCUGCAGCACCAGCGCCUCCAGGAGAAGCACAAGAGGUACGUGCUGCAGCAGCUGCAGCAGCAGCUGCAGCAGCAGCCGCAGCAGCAGCGCAGACACAGACAAAGACACAGACAUCACAGCAGAGAACCCCCCAGGCCUUCCCCGCUGCUGGAGCCAGCCAGUGCACCGCCGCCGCUGCGCAUUUCUGCUGAAGAGAAGGCAGCAGUGCCUGCAGCAGCAGUUGCUGCAGCAGCAGCAGCAGCAACAGCAGCAGCGGCAGCAGACGACUGCCUGCACCGCACCUGCGACUGCCCCGUCGGCCUCUACGCAGAAGCAGGGCGCUUCUGGCCUUCUGCUGCUGCUCGCUCGGCUGCCUCUGCUUCUGCUGCGGCUGCCGCAGAAGCAGCAGCAGCAGCAGCAAAAGCGCGAGAGGCUGGCUCCCAAAGCAGCUGGCAGGACGAAAUCCACAAAGCUGCAGCAGCAGCAGCAGACGCCAUCGAGUUUGCUGCUCAGGCGAGCUCGGGCGACCUCUGCAGCAGCCUGCCCUCCCGGCUGUCGAUGGCUGCAGCUGCGGGCGGCGCCCGCAGCAGCAGCAGCAGCAGCAGCAGCAGCAGCGUGAGGUGGGGCAUGGGCAGCGACCCGCAGAGCAACCUGGCCGAGGCGAACGCCAUCGCGCUGCUGGCCAUGGGCAACGCAGCAGCAGCAGCAGCACUUCUGGACAAAGACACUGCUGCUUUGCUGUCGCACUUGGUGUUGGUGCUGCAGCCCCCGCUGCUGCAGUCCCGCGCUUUGCUGCCGCUGCUGCAGCUGCUGAGCCAUUUGCGGGAUUUGUGGCUGUGCGACUUCAUGCGUCCCGAGGAGGAGGGAGCAGCAGCAGCUUCUCCGGGGGUCUUCUCGCCCCCUUGGCAGCAGCAGCAGCAGCAGCAGCUGCUGCAGCAGCAGCAGCAGCGGCAGCAGCACACCCGACACUGGGACCCCCGCAGAGACCCCAGAGAAGGCAUUGGCGGCCUCCGCUGUUUGCUGCAGCCGCUGCUGUCCAGAAGGGCCCGGCAGCUAAUGGCAGUUCUCUUCCAAACUGCGCAUUGCGGCCUCGUCAAAGAGACUUAG
Messenger RNA from Eimeria tenella, 1284 nucleotides. RefSeq lists its product as uncharacterized. The transcript has a single exon. The record is from RefSeq and is a predicted model, not a curated record. Lineage: Eukaryota; Apicomplexa; Conoidasida; Eucoccidiorida; Eimeriidae. Bases 1 to 1284 code for a protein of 427 amino acids.